Nicrophorus vespilloides is the source of this 692-nucleotide messenger RNA. Its product is annotated as protein archease-like. Bases 224 to 688 code for a protein of 154 amino acids. NCBI's taxonomy places the organism in Eukaryota, Metazoa, Arthropoda, Insecta, Coleoptera, Silphidae. Gene Ontology annotation, cellular component: tRNA-splicing ligase complex. The record is from RefSeq and is a predicted model, not a curated record. The transcript has 3 exons. Gene Ontology annotation, biological process: tRNA splicing, via endonucleolytic cleavage and ligation.
UCUAUUAAAUACUAAAUCGAACAAAAUGUUUGAAAUAAUUUUUAUCAAAUAGAUACAAAAAUAUAAAAUACUUGCUAUAAAUUAAUAUCAAAACUUAUGUUUCUUUAAGUUAAUCUAUUAAUAUAGUUCUUCAAAAUAUAUUUUUUUGAUAAAUCUAUAUCAUUGCUAAUCAUAACCAACAAAAAAAAAACGUCCAGCGAAACAGAGAUUUUUCCAAACGAAAAUGGGUGAUGAUUAUUCGAACGUUAGCAUAGCUCCUUGCAAAUACGAAUAUUUAGACCACACGGCUGAUGUGCAAUUGCAUGCGUGGGGUGAUAGCCUCAAGGAAGCAUUCGAACAAUGUGGGAUGGCAAUGUUUGGAUACAUGACUGAACUAGAUUCUGUGGAAAUCGAGGAUGUUCAUGAAAUUGAAGCAACAGGGGAUGAUCUGGAGGGUCUGCUUUAUCAUUUCCUAGACGAGCUGCUUUUCCUGUUCAGCUGUGAGCCGAACAUCAUCUGCAAGAAGGUGGAAAUCGUGACUUUCGAUGUUGACGGCGCCGAGAUGAAAAUCAAGUGCAAAUGCUAUGGCGAAGAAUUUCUUAUAGGGAAACAUCCGCAAGGCACCGAGGUCAAAGCCAUUACGUAUUCCGCUAUGCAGAUCAUCGACGACGCCGACAAACACGAAGUUUAUGUUAUUAUAGAUAUAUGAUAAA